Molecule: messenger RNA, 657 nt
Organism: Homalodisca vitripennis (glassy-winged sharpshooter)
Lineage: Eukaryota; Metazoa; Arthropoda; Insecta; Hemiptera; Cicadellidae
Exons: 2
Coding region: 1-657 (218 amino acids)
Source: RefSeq, a predicted model, not a curated record
AUGCCAAACAAAGGUGGUCCACGAUCCAGUGUAAGGAAAGUGCUUCGCUCGGUGGCGCACUCAGUGAUGCUGUAUGCAGCACCCAUAUGGCAGAGAGCUAUGGACCAUAACCAAAGUAAAAAGAAGGUGGAGCAGACACAACGGAGAGUAGCACUCUGGGUGUGCAGUGAAUACCGGACUGUUUCUACGGAAGCAGCUAUCGUGAUAUCUGGAACAGUGCCCAUCAAGCUCCAGGUAGAAAAGAGGAUAGCGAAGCGGACAGGAGUUCUGCAGGAAGAAGAGCAUUACACCAGACAGUGGCACAAGCGUGGUCACAAGACACUGGUACUAAGCGGACAUGGGUGCUUUGGCUACUAUAAGAGACGCUUUGCUCUGAGCGACACAGAUUCCUGUGCGUACUGCGGAGACUGCGACACUACUCUUCAUACUGUGUUUGCAUGUCCACGGUGGAGAUACCAGCGGAAGGGAGUCGAGGAGAAUCUGGGAAGAGCUCUUACAGUGGAGAGUAUGGUGGCACUGAUGGUGGAGAGCGAAGACAACUGGCGCACAGUAGCUGACUACCUGGGAGUGGUAAUGAGAAGAAAAGAAGAAGAUGAAAGGCGCGUGAAUUUAAAUUUAAGAGCUGAAAUAAGAAGAGGCCUAAGAAAAAGAAGGUAA